AGUCCAUAAUGUUAAGCUUGUUCACAUCGGUAUUCCGACCUUCAAACCAAUUUUAUAUAGUUUUUAUAAUUAGAAACAAUUCCACGUUCACAAUUUUUUUUUUAAAAGAAAUGCGCGUUUUUAAUUGCAUUUUUUUUUUCUGUACUUAAGUAGGAAAGAAACUCUCUGAAUUCCCACCAUUGAAUCAAAUGAGAAUUCAAAUUUCAUCCUGGCUUUUGUUGGUAUGCUUUUGCUCAAGCUUUUUUGGGUUGCAUCCAAUACUGGUUUCAGGACGAUGUCUUGAUAACCAGAAAGUUUUGCUUUUGGCUUUGAAAAAUGAAGUCCAAUUUGACUCUUCACUCUCAACGAAGCUCGUCGGGUGGAACCAAAGUGUUGACUGCUGCGAUUGGGGUGGUGUGGCAUGUGACAAAACCGGCCAUGUCAUCGGACUUGAUCUUAGUAACGAAAGCAUAUCGGGUGGGUUUAAUGGCUCCUCAAGUGUUUUUAGUCUUGGAUUUCUCAAAUCCUUCAACUUGGCGUAUAACAGCUUCAAUUCUGCUCAGCUGCCAUUGGGAUUUGGAAAGCUUACUCAGGUGAGCUAUCUGAAUUUAUCAAACGCAAAUUUCGUAGGUCAGAUUCCUGGAGAUUUUUCAUCAAUGAAGAGGUUGGUUACCCUUGAUCUUUCUUCAAGUCCUUAUUACACUCUCGUUCUCGAAAACCCAGAUCUCAAAAUGCUCAUUCAGAACCUUAAGGAAGUAAGAGAGCUCCAUCUUGACAAUAUGAAAAUCAGUACCCAUGGGUAUCAUUGGUCAGGGGUCAUAUCUUCUUCCCUACCCAAUUUGCAGGUUUUAAGCUUGAAAAGCUGUGGUCUUUCAGGUCCUCUUGACUCUUCACUUUCUAUGCUUAAAAACCUUUCGGUCAUUCUUCUAGACGAAAAUACCUUUUCAUCUGAUAUCCCCGAGUCCUUUGGUAGCCUCCAGAAUUUAAGAGUUUUGAGCCUUCGUGCAUGUAAUCUUAGUGGUUCACUUCCGAAAAAAAUCUUCCAAAUACCCACUCUAAAGACGAUCGAUCUUUCUAGCAAUGUAAUUCUCAAAGGUCCUCUCCCGGAAUUUCCAGAGAACGGGGCUCUUGAGAAUCUGCUUCUCAGUUACACAGAGGUUGGAGGGAAACUACCAGAUUCUAUUGGUAAUCUUCCAUUGUUGUCCAGGAUAGAGCUUAGAGGCUGCAAAUUCACUGGGCCGAUUCCAGAUUCGAUGAAAGAUCUUACCCAUAUUGUCUAUUUGGAUCUAUCUUCUAAUCAUUUAACCGGUUCAAUCCCAUCGUUUCGGUUGUCUAAGAAUCUAGCCUAUCUAAAUUUCUACCUAAACAAUUUAACCGGUGGAAUUCCUUCUUUUCAAGGUCUGAACAGUCUCCAGUUUCUUGAUUUGAGUUAUAACUCCUUGAAUGGGGAUUUCCCAGAGUCUUUGUUAGCAUUGCCAUCGCUCGAGUAUGUAUACCUUUCCAACAACAGGUUAUCAGGACCAAUACCUGGAUUCAUCUUCAAACUUCCAGUCCUUUCAACCCUCACCCUUUCUGAAAAUAACUUUAAUGGCGUUGUAGACUUAGAGAUGUUUGGAAAGUUUAAGGAGCUAUACGCACUUGAUCUUUCCUAUAAUGAUCUUACAAUCAAGGUAAAUAUUGGAAGCAAAUCAUCGUUUUCGUCUGAGCUCAACACGUUGAAAUUAGCUUCAUGCAAGAUGCAAGAGCUUCCGAAUUUAAAGAACCAAUCAAGGCUGAUGAUGAUAGAUCUUUCUGAUAAUGAACUUAGGGGUGAAAUACCCAACUGGAUUUGGGAAGUUGGCAAUGGUUACCUUCGGUUUCUUAAUUUGUCGAGCAAUAAGUUUUCAAGUCUCCAAAAGCCUUACACGUUUCCUUUUCUACUCGAUGUUCUUGACCUGCAUUCUAAUGUUCUUGAAGGAGAUAUCCCGAUUCCUCCAAGAAGAGUUUAUCAUCUGGAUUACUCCAACAACAACUUUGGAUCUUCGAUCCCAGUUAAUUUCGGGAAUGUCCUUACAUCGACCUUGUUCUUCUCUAUGUCCAACAGCAAACUGGUUGGAGUCAUUCCUCAAUCGAUACGCAAUGCCACUUCUCUCCGAGUUCUUGACUUAUCCCACAAUACACUUACAGGUCCGAUUCCAUCAAUUGGAAACUCGAAAGAUCUGCAAUCCUUGGACCUUUCAGUCAACAAGCUAAAUGGAAGCAUCCCUGUGGAGCUAGCAAAUCUUAGCUUACUUUCAUUCCUAAAUCUCUCUUAUAAUCAUCUUUCUGGAAAGAUCCCACAAGGCUCACGGUUUCAAACAUUUACAGAGUUGUCCUUUAAGGGAAACAAAGAGCUAUGUGGCCCCCCUUUGAAGAAGAGUUGUGAUAAAAAGAGAAUAUGACCACAAAUCAUUGAAGUUGCAUACUAGAGAUCCAGUCCCUGGAUCAGUUUUGGGAUGCAUAUCCAGUGGGGAUUGUGGUCAUGGAUAACAUGAUACAAACACACAUUAAUAAGGGAAUCGUUUUCGAGGAUCCUACAGCAUUGUAUACUUACAUGCAUGCUGAUCAGAGCAUGUUAUCUAUCUAACAGCACUGUACCUAUAUAUAUGCAUUUUGAAUAAGACCGUUAUAUAUCUCACAAGAAGUUUUCAUGAUUUUGAAUAAGACCAUUGUAUAUCCUUCUAUAAUUAAGUUUAAUCCAUUGCAUGCCAAAUAGA
Lactuca sativa (garden lettuce) is the source of this 2714-nucleotide messenger RNA. The record is from RefSeq and is a predicted model, not a curated record. NCBI's taxonomy places the organism in Eukaryota, Viridiplantae, Streptophyta, Magnoliopsida, Asterales, Asteraceae.